Molecule: messenger RNA, 565 nt
Organism: Schizosaccharomyces japonicus yFS275
Lineage: Eukaryota; Fungi; Ascomycota; Schizosaccharomycetes; Schizosaccharomycetales; Schizosaccharomycetaceae
Product: 60S ribosomal protein L32
Exons: 1
Coding region: 89-472 (127 amino acids)
Biological process (GO): translation
Cellular component (GO): ribosome
Molecular function (GO): structural constituent of ribosome
Source: RefSeq, a predicted model, not a curated record
CGUAUUUUUUUCUGUUCAAUCAGAAGAAGCAGUCACACGCCUUAAAUACGAAACACCACAAUUUCAGCACUUUUCACCCACAGCAGACAUGGCCGCAGUGAAGAUCGUCAAGAAGCACACGACCCAGUUCAAGCGUCACCAAUCUGACAACUUCAAGCGUGUCAGUGAGUCGUGGAGAAAGCCCAAGGGUAUCGAUGGCGUCGUUCGUCGUCGUUUCCGCGGUACCAUCCGCAUGCCCAAGAUCGGUUACGGCUCCAACAAGAAGACCAAGUACUGCAUGCCUAACGGUUUGAAGGCUUUCCUUGUCCGCAACGUUGCCGACGUCGAGCUUUUGCUCAUGCAAAACAAGACCUUCGCUGCCGAGAUUGCCUCCAACGUGUCUGCUCGCAAGCGUGUCGAGAUCAUUGAGAAGGCCCGUGCCUUGGGUGUUAAGGUCACCAACGCUGGUGCUAAGGUCCGUUCUCAAGAGUAGAUCCAUGAAACGUUUUUUGUAAUGUUUCAAUCGAUGUUCCGUGCUAUGUCCUUUGACUGGGUAUAUACGUUAAUCAUGCUUUGGGCCAAAUAA